AUGUAUAUACUCUUCUCAUACCUAUAUCACAAGAGAGGUUGUUUCCUUAUUUGGAAAAAAAAAUUUAAAAAGUCUAUUAAAGAAUUGUCUAUUUGGAAUAUAGUCAUUCCAGCAGGUGCCAUCAUUUUGUUGUAUUGGUACCCUCAUCCAAUGAAAGAAUUUGAAGUUUCAUCAAUCAAAGAGUAUCCACGUGAUAAUAUGUACAAAAUCAUUACUAUUGUCUCUUUACUCUUUGCCAUUUUUGCAAUUUCUAGUGCUGGAAUUCUCCCUGGUAACUGGAUUUGGCACCAAAACAUUAAUCAGCCAUGUGGAACAACCUCCUAUGUCAAUGUGACCACAAUUAGCAACAAAUUUGCCAGUUUUGGAAAUAGCCAAUCCUACACCCUUCUCGUAAACUGUACAAUCUAUUCUGACAAUACUUUUACUGGAUUGGGAACACUCUACAUCCCAGGCACCUACUCGAUCUCUGGAUACACCAAUGUCAAGGGCCAACUCAUCAACGCAUUCAGUUUGGUCGCUGUCUAUGCCAGCAAUUCAAACCCAUACUACCCAGGUUCCACUGAAUACUAUGUAUUCUCCAAUUGUUAUUCCAACUCUGAUGAAUCUUCUAAUCCAAUGAUCGCCUCUAAUUUUGAAGACAAUGGAAAGGGCUUAGAUUCUAUUGGUCGUCCAUUAUAA
Messenger RNA from Cavenderia fasciculata, 678 nucleotides. RefSeq lists its product as uncharacterized. NCBI's taxonomy places the organism in Eukaryota, Evosea, Eumycetozoa, Acytosteliales, Cavenderiaceae. The transcript is spliced from 5 exons. Bases 1 to 678 code for a protein of 225 amino acids. The record is from RefSeq and is a predicted model, not a curated record.